Egretta garzetta (little egret) is the source of this 840-nucleotide messenger RNA. Its product is annotated as nicotinamide riboside kinase 2. Bases 1 to 645 code for a protein of 214 amino acids. The record is from RefSeq and is a predicted model, not a curated record. The transcript has 7 exons. NCBI's taxonomy places the organism in Eukaryota, Metazoa, Chordata, Aves, Pelecaniformes, Ardeidae.
AUGGCGAACCUGGUGGAGGGUUUAGAUUCCUCUUUGCAGCUUCAGGGUUCGGAGCUUGAAUCUUGCUUUGAAACGGGUAUUGAGGUUCCUGGUAGCUGUGCUGACCAAGCAGUUUUUUUCUUGUCGCUGUUUCAGCCCCAAGAUGAAAUAGAAGUUGAAGAUGGGUUUAAACAGUAUGAUGUGAUUAGUGCAUUAGAUAUGGAAGCUAUGAUGAGUACCAUAAACGCUUGGAUAAAAAACCCAGUCAAGUUUGAACGUUCUCAUGGGAUCAACAACACACUGGAUGCCCCAAUCCUGCACGAUAAGGAGGGAGGAGAUGAAACAGUCCACAUUCUUAUUGUUGAAGGCUUCCUGCUUUACACCUACAGGCCACUGAUUGACGUAUUCCACCAUCGGUACUUUCUUUCCAUUCCAUAUGAAGAGUGUAAGAGGAGAAGGAGUUCAAGGAAUUACACUGUACCAGAUCCACCUGGAUUGUUUGAUGGCCAUGUUUGGCCUAUGUAUGUAAAGCACAGGAAGAUAAUGGAAGAUCUUGGAGUUGAUGUGGUGCACUUGAAUGGAACAAAAUCCAAGGAGGAGCUGUUUAAUGAUGUGUAUGGACAGAUCCAGAAUAAGAUUGAAGAAUUACUUAACAUGCAGAAAUAAGCUGCUGCUGAUGAUUCUUGUGAGUGAAGAUGAUUCCUGUUUGCGCUGCGCUGUCUACCUGACUGCCAUUAAAGUUCCAGCUUCUGUGAAGACUCUCAACUCUUAAAUUCGACUUUGUUCAAUCUUCCCUUGAAACUGAGUUAUAUAUGGUCAUAAUUAAAAAGCACUUCCCCCUUCCCUUGUCUGUCAUUUUAA